GCGUGCGGGGCGCGAACCUUGUCAUUCUCAUCAGCUUUUGGAUCCAAAAGCAUUCGCGAGCGGCGCACAAAUCGACGCGAGCCGCUGCCUCUGCCACCCGGCCGAAGCCAUGCGGCCACAGGGCGAAGCAAUUGCCACCGGGAUUCUCGGUACGCGUGAUGGGCUGGCUCAGCCAGGUGAGUUUGCAGCAAGUGCCACAGGGCUGCCCCGGUAGACCGCAGCGCCCGUGAUGGCCGCCGAAGCGCCUGCCGCCGCCGACGCGACCCGCGAAGAAGUGAAGGCCGCCGAACCGCCUGCCGCCGCCGACGCGACCCGCGAUGCCGAGCAGCCGCCUGCAACCGGGUCGAGCGGGACCGCGGCCCUCGAGGCGUUGAAGGACCUGCCGCCCGGUAUCAAUGGCGUGGCCCUCGGCUGCGCGGCCUUCGCCAACUUACUGCAUGUGCUCUACCCGAACCCUGUAGUGGUCGUCGCCGCCUCAAUGUCAGCAACGUUAUGGCUCCUCUUCCUCGCGUCGAGACUGGCCGCGCCGCACCGUAUCCUCGAGGAGGCCGCGAAACCGCGCGCGUUUUUCACGUAUGGCGCCUGGGAGAUGGCCUUCGCGUUCUCCUGGGCGCGGCUGCUACUACCCUGCGAGUUUGGAGCCUACGCCGCCGGCUUGCUCCAGCUCAUUGUGAUGAUUGUCUUCCUAAAAACCUGCUGGAAGGAGGGCGCGGCGCCGGAGCCGUACUGGAACCCCGUGUGCAUGUCGUGUGCCGCCACUACCAUCGUCGCGGCGCCGUGCCUGGGCGCCCGCCACUGGCUGCCCAUGGGGUCGUUCGCGCUUGCUCUUCUGAUCUGCGUCAUAAUAGCGCCGCCGGAGGCGUAUGCCGUUUUACGGGAUGUAAAAGUGAGCCCCCACGCGGACGUGGCUUUACUUGCGGCGCCGUGCAGCAUCUCGGCGGCAGCCUUUGCGGCGAUGAAGGCGUCACGGGAGAUUGUCUUGUGGACCCCGGCCUGGGACGCCUGGGUCGGCGGCGUCCUCGCGGGCCUUGCGACGCUCUACGCGUUUUUUACCGUCUGCGCGGUCGGGCGGCGCCGCGCCACCAUCAAGCCCUUCUCGCUCGUCUGGGCCACGAUGACCUUUCCCUCGGCCAUCACCUGCGUCGUCUGGCUCCAGUACGCCCCCAACGUGUACUUGCUCUGGGCGGCGCGCGCCGUCGCGGUGGUCGAUCUUGUAUUUAUCUUCGCGGUCGUGGCCGGGUGCGGGCGCCUCGCCGUCGACGAGUGGCGGAAGCGGCGGGCUGCUCCAGAAUUAUCGUUGAGUCGUGUUGUGUAAUCGCGUUCGUUUGUCUCUUUUUUUUUCCCGUGUUUUUGGGUUUUGCUGGCUGCGAG
Messenger RNA from Pelagomonas calceolata, 1371 nucleotides. NCBI's taxonomy places the organism in Eukaryota, Pelagophyceae, Pelagomonadales, Pelagomonadaceae. The record is from the annotation of a GenBank genome assembly.